Molecule: messenger RNA, 3714 nt
Organism: Panonychus citri (citrus red mite)
Lineage: Eukaryota; Metazoa; Arthropoda; Arachnida; Trombidiformes; Tetranychidae
Gene: pcm
Product: 5'-3' exoribonuclease 1-like
Exons: 4
Coding region: 107-3709 (1200 amino acids)
Biological process (GO): nuclear-transcribed mRNA catabolic process; rRNA catabolic process
Cellular component (GO): nucleus
Molecular function (GO): RNA binding; 5'-3' RNA exonuclease activity
Source: RefSeq, a predicted model, not a curated record
UGUCGACAUUACAUUAAAUAUACAAAAUCUAAUUUUCUUUCUUUGUUCAAUUUAAUCGGAUCUUAAAAAUUAAUUGUAAACAACGAAAUUAAAUUAAUUAAUUAUCAUGGGUGUUCCUAAAUUUUACCGAUGGAUGUCCGAAAGAUAUCCCUGUUUGAACCAGGUUGUCCGAGAAAGUGAGAUACCUGAGUUUGAUAAUCUCUAUCUUGAUAUGAAUGGUAUUAUUCAUGCCUGUUCUCAUCCAAAUGAUGAAGAUGUUCACUUUAGAUUACCUGAAGAGGUUAUGGUUAAAGAUAUUUUCAAAUAUAUUGAAACUCUUUUUAAUAUCAUCAAACCGAAAAAAGUUUUCUUCAUGGCGGUUGAUGGUGUUGCUCCUCGAGCUAAAAUGAAUCAACAAAGAGGACGACGUUUUAGGUCAGCAAAAGAUGCCAUUACCAGGGAAAUUGAAGCACAAAAUAAAGGAGAAAUUUUACCUAAAGAGGCUCGAUUUGAUUCUAAUUGUAUUACACCUGGUACAGAUUUUAUGGCUCGUCUUCAAACACACUUGGAAUAUUUUGUUGCUGCUAAAAUUUCAAAUGAUGAAUUGUGGAGAAAUGUUAAAGUCAUUCUUUCUGGUCAUGAAACUCCUGGUGAAGGUGAACAUAAAAUAAUGGACUUUAUUCGUGCCCAAAGAUCACAACCUGAUUAUGAUCCCAAUACACGACAUUGUUUGUAUGGUCUAGAUGCUGAUUUAAUUAUGCUUGGAAUGUGUUCACAUGAACCUUAUUUUGCUUUACUCAGAGAGGAAGUUAAAUUUCGCCGUCGAAAAGAGAAAGAAACAACUUUCCAUGUAAAUCCUGAAGCAAUUAAUUUUCACCUUCUUCAUUUAUCUCUUUUAAGAGAUUAUCUUGAUCAUGAAUUUUCACCACUUAAAAAAGUGUUACCCUUUGACUAUGAUUUAGAACACAUAAUUGACGAUUGGGUACUUAUGGGUUUCCUUUGUGGUAACGAUUUCAUUCCUCAUCUUCCUCAUUUUCAUAUUGCUAAAAAUGCUCUCACCACAUUGUACAAAGUGUAUAUGGAGGUUUUACCUAACUGUGAUGGUUACCUUAAUCACCAGGGUAAACUGAAUCUUCGUAAUUUUCAAAAAUUUCUCCACAAAUUAUCUGAAAUUGAUGUAGAAAAUUUUAAUGAGAUGAACGCUGAUUUCAAAUAUCUUGAUUCGAAAACAAGUAAAUUCAAGUUCCCACGUAAAUUGGAAAAAUAUGAAGACUGUAUUGGUGUUAUUGGUGAAUCCCUGGAAUCAGGGCCUGAUAGUGAUUCAAAUUUGAUUGAUUUGUGUUCCGAUGAAACCUCAGAUGAGGUUGAAGAAGAGGAUGACGAAGAAUUAUCCCUAUCAGAAGAAGAUGAUACUCUUGAAGAUGAAUUUAUCAUGCACAAGAGAGAUUAUUAUCGAACCAAAAUGAACUAUGAAGAUGUUACUCCCGAUGUACUAAAAGAACAGGCCUAUUGUUAUAUUAAAGCUAUCCAAUGGAAUCUACAUUAUUAUUAUGAUGGUUGUCCUUCCUGGUCAUGGUAUUAUCCUCAUCAUUAUGCACCAUAUAUUUCUGAUGUUAAAAGCUUUGAAAAAAUUGAUCUCACCUUCGAUCUUGGUCAACCUUUUAAACCAUAUGAACAAUUAUUGGGUGUUUUACCUGCAGCAAGUAAAGAGUUUCUACCCAAAUCAUUUCAACGAUUGGUAACAGAAGAGAAUUCACCUUUAAAAGAUUAUUAUCCAGCUGAUUUUGAACUCGAUUUAAAUGGUAAAGUUAACAGUUGGGAAGCUGUUGUUGUGAUUCCUUUUAUUGAUGAAAAAAAACUAUUAAAAGCUGCUAAAUCAUGUGAACCACAGUUAACCGAAAAAGAGAGAAAACGAAAUUCUCAUGGACCUCAUUUACAAUUCACUUAUGUUCGUGAACAUCAAACACCCAUUUUAUCAACAUUACCUGGUAUCUUACCAGAUAUUGAGGUUAAUCAUGCUAAACUCGUUAGAGUUCAUAAAGAUGCUUAUUGUAUUCCCAUGAAAUCAAUUGUUAAGGGACUUUUACCAGGAAUUGAUCCUGAUGUUUACACCCCUGGUUUCCCAACUUUAAGGACAAUGAAACACACUGCAAGAUUGGAAAAGGCUAGUGUACGUGUUUUCGAAAUGCCUUCGUCUGGUUCUAGUAUUUUAAUUGAUUUAUCACCUAAACCAAAAAUAAGCAUACAAUCUGCUCUAACCGAAUAUCUUGGUCAAACUGUUUACAUUAAUUGGCCAUUUUUGGUUGAAGCUAAAGUUUCCAGAAUUUGUGAUGGAGAAAAAAUGUACAUCCUGACUAGUUCAGGUCAGCAAGAAAUCCGAGAAUUACGUGACAAGGAAAGGCGAGAAGCCGCUGCUCAAGUGAAAAAUGUCGUGGAUACAUUAAAAAAUCGACGAGGUAUCUACUUGCCCGAAUAUUAUACGGUUUUAUACUGUAAACCACUCACUGGCUGUAAAUAUAAUUUAGGACCAAACGGUCAAGUGUCUCUUGACAAACAAUGGUCUCCCAUUGAAAGUUGUACUCCACUUCCAAUGAGUAUCAAAAAUCUUCCUAUUAGAUUAACCAGCUAUGAGAGGACCAAAAAAUUGGAAGAACUGUUUCCUAUUGGAUCAAAAUGUUUCAUUCUCAAUGAACAGUAUUAUGGUGACAUUGCGGAUAUCAUUGAAGUUCAAAAGAAAACCAAUAAAGUGAAAGUUCAAAUUCAACGAGUCUCUGAGCCUGAAGCUGAACUGAUUGAGGUUAAAAAUCGUGCUUAUGAGCUAAUGAGCAAAGAAUACAUGACGAAUCAUUCAUUGGCAACAAGAUUGAAUGUUAAUCCUUGUAUAGUUUCAAGAUUAACUGGUACAGUGAUGGUUGAAAAAUCAAAUGGAGAUAAAGUCAAUAUUGGUCUUAAUUUGAAAUUUGUAACUCGAAGGGAAUACGUUCCUGGCUAUUCACAAAGACGAGAAGAAACGUGGCUAUUUUCUUGGAAAACUUUUAAAAUCAUGGAAGAAUAUAAACAAAAGUUCCCUGAACUGUUCAUCAAUUUGAGUAAACUCGCUGAUCAGAAACGUUUCCAACCAGAGCAAAUAUUCAGUGGUCCUAAUCCUGAAACCAAAAUUACAGAAGUUGCUGGUUGGUUGAAAAAGAUGCCUUAUCAAAAUGCUCGAAGAAUGAAAUUUGAUGCCGAAGCUCUUGAUGAGAUUGUCGUAAAAUGUAUUGAAGAUGUUUUGGACAGUCAUAAGGUAUUUUCCAACCAAUUCGAUCCGAUCACUUUAGUUUACUCCACCAAUCAGCUUUAUCGUCCUGCCAACAUAAUUGGGCACUCGCCACCCGAUUCAAAUGCAUCUUUUAAUUUAUUUAAUCGUGUGGUUAAUGUACGUGAAGGUAUUUCUGUCCCACUUGGAGCAAGAGGUGUCAUCAUAGGUAAAACUAAAGAUAAACUUGAUGACGACACUUAUCUUUGUGACAUUGUUUUCGAUGAGCCAUUUAUUGGUGGUUUAAGCCUCAACUGUAGUGCUGGAAGAGGUUAUAGACUCCAUCCAUUUAACCUAAUUAACAUUUCUACAAGAAGAAGAAUGGAAAUUAUGGUGCUCAUGAGGAAAUCGAACUGGCUCCGAUUCAACCUGCUCGAAGUGAACAUAAAGACAAAAAACCUCGUCAGAAAAUAUCUCCUGGUCCAAAGAAAUUGAUCAAC